Messenger RNA from Suillus plorans, 741 nucleotides. RefSeq lists its product as uncharacterized. The transcript has a single exon. The coding region runs from base 1 to 741 and encodes 246 amino acids. NCBI's taxonomy places the organism in Eukaryota, Fungi, Basidiomycota, Agaricomycetes, Boletales, Suillaceae. The record is from RefSeq and is a predicted model, not a curated record.
AUGUGUCGUGACUGGGACGGGGAAAUGAAGCUUUUUAACCUGUCCAAAUCUAUCAAACCUUCGGACAUCCAACACAUGGCUGAGAUCAAGACUUACAGAAAGGUUUUGGACUCCAACCGUGCUUCUCUUCUCCCCUCAGCAUCUUCUGAAAGACCCUUCACGCCCCCGUACUUAUUGUGGGUCUGUCCAGGAGUCUACACACUUCCACCCUUAGAGAUCGUCCAGCAGAGGUGUGGUAUGACCUCCAUCAACUUCACCAACCUCAUGACACCGUACUUUGCACGACAUCAAGUUAUUCAACAGGGGAUGCUUGAGUUGUGGGACCUUUUCUUGGGCCAUGAUGAAAAGGACUUUGAUGGCUAUGGACACCGUGUAGACCCUCAACCAGUCACACAUGAAAACAUGCUUUUGGUACUGCAUCGCAUCCGCAAUGGAAUCAACCCUGCCCUCGAUCCCUACCCCAAAGAUGGGGAACUUAAAGAGGCUCAUGUUCGUUAUCAGCGCUAUCUUGAAACAGGUAAUCAUAUACCCUUACUUGUAGAUGAUGAUGGUGAUGAAGAGCGUGCGGGAAGUAAGAGAAAGGCUGCUAAGAUGCACUCUGAUGCCUUACACAUUGAGGGAUCCACCAAGUGUGCGAGGGGACCAAGAGCCAGUGAAGCAGGGCUUGGUGUGCCACAGGCUGGGGGAUCUGGAACGCGGGGGGGCAAAAAGGCUAGAUCCAAAGCUAAGGCAAGUGCUUAG